This is a messenger RNA of Ichthyophthirius multifiliis, 2868 nucleotides long. Its product is annotated as phage head-tail family protein, putative. Lineage: Eukaryota; Ciliophora; Oligohymenophorea; Hymenostomatida. The transcript is spliced from 15 exons. The record is from RefSeq and is a predicted model, not a curated record.
AUGUAAUCAUUUUUAGAAGAAGUUGAUAUUGAUAAUGAAAAGCUUUCAAAAAUCGAUAAAAUGCUUUCAAAAGUAGAUACAGAAAUAUAAAAACGUUUAAAAGAUUAUGAUAAAAUUCAAUUUAUAGAAACUUUAAAAAAAACAAAUGAUAUCUAUUAAUUAAUUGUUGGUGAAGUUUUUACAGACAAAGAAACUGAUACAGAAUUAGAUAAAAAAGAUGCAAGAAGAUUAUCUAAUAUAUAAUUAAAAAUAACUGAAAUAGAUUAAGUAAAAAAAGAAAUAGAAGAAACAGGAAAUGAACUUGAUAAUUUUCUAUAAAAUAGAAAUUUAAAUAUUUUCGACGUAGAAAAAUCUAAAGCAGAAAUAACAUUGAAGAAAAUGCUAAAAGAUCUUUCCAUAAAAAAAAGAAAAGCUGAAUAAAGCGAACUUUCAGCUAAAAAUCUUUUAGGCUUAUAAAAUUUAGAUGAAGAUACUUAUAAUAAUGAAUUAUAAAAUAAUAAUGCUGCUUUUAUUUUUAAAAAUUAAUAAAAUUUAAUAUAGAAUUAAAAAUAAAUAAUUUAAAAAGAAACAAUUGGAAUAUAAAGAGAAGAAGAUUCUAAAAAAGAUAAAAAAUUAGUCUUAAAUGACAAAGAAAAAGAUAAAUUUAAACAUAUAAUAGAAGAUAAUAUAAGAAUGAAAUUAAAAAUGCGUGAAUUAAUAGACGAAUUAAAAAUAAUAGAAACGGAAAAUCUAAAUAAUAUAAAAAGAUUUAAAAACUUUAUUAUGAAUAGUAAUUUAACCGACGACUAAAAAAAGCUUAUAAUAGGAAAAAUAGACGAUUUUUUUUUAUUAGAUAUAUAAAAAAGAUUAAAUAUUCGUGAACUAGAACAUAUGAGUAAAAUAGAUAAUGAAUAUUUGAAAGAUAACUUAAUAAAAUAAAUAAUUGGAGACUCUUUUUCCUUUGUAAAAAAAAUUAAAUAAAAUGAAAAACUCAAAAAAAUGAUAAGAGAAAAUCCUAAUUAUGAUCCUGAUUUUGACCCCAAUUUAUUGGAUGAAGGAUAAAAAAUUAUAACAAGGAGAGUCAAAAAAAUGGUACGAAAAUAAAACUCAAAAGGAGAGUGGAUAGAAGAAGAAAUUGAAGUAGAUGAAGAAUGUGUAGUUGAUAAAGAUGGAAAUAUACUUCGGACAAGAGAAAAACCUAAAGAAGGAUUAUAUACAGACCCUUCAAUAAUUGCUUUUGUAAAUUAAUUUGGUGGCUUGGCUGUUGGUGGGAGUAAAUUUAUCAUUCCAUAAAAACCUGGAAGACCAGUGGCUAAAGAUGGGUAAAAUAUUAAAGAAGGGGAAUGGUUUACAGAUUAAAAUGGAAACAAAGUAAGAAUGAUGAAAAAUGCAAAAGGAGAGGAAGAAUAUGAAGUUUAGGAAGAGUAUAUAGAUGAAUUUGGAAAUAAAUAAAAAAUAACAAAAAAAAUGAUUAUUUAGAAAGAUAAAGAUGGAAAUGAAAUAAUAACAGAAUCUUAUAUAGAUCCAAAAACAGGAAAAUUAAUUUAAGUCUAAAAAAAAGUUAUUAAAGAUAAAAAUGGAAAUGUAAAAAUAAAUUAUUAAAAAAAAAAUAUAAAUACAAAGGAAAUAAUAGAAGAAAUAAUAACUGAUGAAAAUGGAAAUGAUAUUGUAGAAGAAGAAAUAAUUGAUGAAUUUGGAAAUAAAACUAUAGUUAGAAAAAAAAAAAUUAAAGAUGCAAAUGGUAAUGAUGUUUAUAUAAUAGAAACAAUAAAUUCAGAUGGUACAAAAACAAUAGUAACUGAAAAAAUAGGUUUAAAUGGUGAAAGGAUUAUAACUGAAGAAAAAAUAUCUAAAAAUGGUAAAAGAACAUUUGUCGAAAAAGUUAUAAAAUUAGAUUCUGAUGGAAAGCCAGUAAUUGAAGAAUCUUCAUAUGAUGAACAUGGAAAUAAAAUUGUCAAAAAUAUCAGAAACAUAAUUGAUAAAGACGGUAAUAUUGUUUAAGUAGAAGAAUAUUUAGAUGAAAAUGGCAACAAAAUAACUAAAAAAACUAAAGUUAUAACAGAUAAGGAAGGAAAUAAAGUAACAGUCGAAGAAUUAAUAGAUUCAAACGGCAAUAAAAUAACAAAAUUAACUAAAUAAAUAGUAGAUUAAAAUGGAAAUAUAAUAACAAUAGAAGAAAUUAUUGAUGAAUAUGGAAACAAAAUAACUAAAUAAACAAAAUCAAGAAUUGAUAAAAACGGUAAUUAAAUAAUUGAAGAAGAAAUUAUAGACGCAGAUGGAAAUAAAAUAAAAAUUAAAAAAACUAUUAAUAAAGAUGGAACUGUAGAAGAAGAAAGAUAUAACCCAAUUACUGGAGAAACAAUUAUAAUUAAAAAAAAGUUUGAUUAAAGUGGACGAGAAAUAAUAGAAGAAACACGAAUAGAUAAAAACGGAAAUAAAACUACAACUACUAAGGUUAUUAGUUUAGAUAAAAAUGGAAAUUAAAUCAUUGAAGAAAGUUAUAUAGAUCCAAAAACAGGUAAAAAAAUCACUGUCAAGAAAAAAAUUUGCAAAGAUAAUGACGGAAAUGAAAUAGUAGAAGAAACUAGAAUAGAUGAAAAUGGUAAUGUUACAAUUGUAAAGAAAAAAAAUUAUAAGGAUAAAGAUGGAAAUAAAAUUAUAGAAGAGGAAAUAAUAGGAUCAGAUGGAAAAAAAUAUACAGUUAAAACAAAAAUUUACAAAGAUAAAGACGGAAAUGAAAUAAUAGAGGAAGAAAAAAUAGAUGAAUUUGGAAACAAAAUUAUUACUAAAAGAAUAAAGGAUAAAGACGGAAAAGAAAUUAUAGAAGAAAUUAAAAUUGAUAAAAACGGGCAAAAAACUAAGCCAAUUAGAUAAAUAGACACAGACUGA